This is a messenger RNA of Lymnaea stagnalis (great pond snail), 9837 nucleotides long. The record is from the annotation of a GenBank genome assembly. NCBI's taxonomy places the organism in Eukaryota, Metazoa, Mollusca, Gastropoda, Lymnaeidae.
UGUGGUAAUAAAAAUUUUGCAUUCAGGAAAGUGUGUCAGAAAUGCAAUACUCCAAAACCUGAAGAUUCUACUGGGUAAGUAUUUUAUAGUACAGAUAAUAACAAGCAUUUUAAUUUAAUAAGAUAUUAUCUUCAUUAACAUUUUUGAUAUACAUUUGCGCUUAGACUUUCUCAGCUCUAACGCAUUUUUUUUUUCUUUCUUCCAAAUAUAACGUAUUCAUUAAAAAGUUGAUAGAGACAGUGAAAAUGAUACAGUAUGUGCUCAGUUGGUUUGAGUCAUUUAUACACCCCUGUAUUGCAAUUAAAUUUACUGCACUUAUGGACUUAAGGCCUAUGUAUUCUAGCAUUCCCAGGGGUCUAAUAAUGUUAAAACCCAUGUUUAGAGGGUCGUGAAUAGGUUUUCAUGCUCAAACUAUAAAAAUGUUCGAUUUAUACAAAAAUUAUCCUACUUGGUAGACCUUCACUUACCACAAUAGUCUGGAACUAAAUAAGCGCAGUAAACAAGGGAUGGCUGUAGACCAUUAUUUGAAUUUACAUUUUUAAAAGUUAUAUUUUCAAUUCUCCCAUUUGACACAUUUUUUAAAACAUUUGUAUUUACAGAGAUGGUUCAAGUGGUAAGUAUCUCUACAAUCAUUGUUUUCAAAUAAUUUAUCAGUAUAUGUAUUCAGUGGUAGUUGUUUUGGUAUUGUAUGAUCACAUUAUUAAACUCUGUCUAUUUUAAUAUUUUUUGUGUGAUUUAAAUAAUGAAAUAUAAAUUUAUUUCCUACUUUAGAAAAACCAAGAGAAGCUCCAUAUAUUCCCCCUACACCAUCAGAGAAAGAGGAGGACAUAUUCAGCGGCACUGUGCAGAAGGGCAUUAAUUUUGACAAAUAUGAUGAUAUACCUGUGGAAGUCAGUGGCAGGGAUCAGUGUGGAUUUAUUAGUACUUUUGAUGAAGCUGGACUCUGCCCAACAUUUAUACGAAAUAUAAGGCGUGCCAAAUAUGAGAGACCAACUCCUAUACAGAAGUACGCUAUUCCAAUCAUAACUGCUGGUCGAGACCUAAUGGCAUGUGCUCAAACAGGGUCGGGAAAAACGGUAACUGCUUUUUAAAGCUUAGUAAUUAAUUUUGCAGCUUUUUAAAGUCAUAUUGAAGUUUAUUUAACAAUUUUUUUAUUUGUUGUUAAACCCCAAGCAUAAUCUUUGUCUUAAUUUUGUUUAAUGAUGAUUUGUGGAUGAUUUUUUUUUAAAUUCAAAGGUUUUCUUCUUUUUAUCAUUCAAAAGGCAGCGUUUAUUCUCCCGGUACUCACAGCAAUGAUCAACAGUGGUCUAACAACUGAUCAGCAUCAAGAGGUGCAGUUACCUCAAGCAAUUUGUGUUGCUCCUACCCGAGAGUUGGCUCUGCAGAUCUACAAUGACUGUCGUAAAUUUGCUUACGAGACUGACAUCAGAGCAGUUGUUUUGUAUGGUGGGACGUCUCUUGGCUACCAGAUGAGGCAGGUUGAAAAUGGGGCACACUUUGUCAUAGGAACUCCUGGUCGAUUGUUGGACGUCAUUGCUCGUGGAAAGGUUAAAUGGCUUUAAUAUUGAAGUUCUUAAUUUAUAUUUUACAUUCCUGUAAAUAGUUUUUCUUGUUGUCAUGAACUUAUUGAAACAAGUAGUAUUAAAUUAUAUACUACCUUUGUCUUAGAAAUAACUUUUUUGAUUAUUUACCUUGCAGAUAAGCCUGGCUUCGGUUCAAUUUUUGAUACUUGAUGAAGCUGAUCGUAUGCUAGACAUGGGUUUCGAACCAGAUAUUCGUAAAUUGGUUCAAACCAUGGGUAUGCCACCAAAAACAAAGCGUCAAACACUGAUGUUUUCGGCAACUUUUCCUGAAGAAAUCCAGAAGUUAGCAGGAGAUUUUCUUAAUGAUUAUUUGUUUGUUACGGUUGGCAGAGUUGGUGGAGCCAAUACAGAUGUCUCCCAGAAUUUCUUUGAGGUAGACCGUCUCCAAAAGAGAGAAGCCCUGUGUGAUAUACUGAGUGCAGGAGGUUGGUAUCUUUUUGUGUGUGUUGAAUUUAAUUACCCUGCUUACUGAGUUUCACUCUGAUCUGAAUUAAAGCAAGAUCAUAAAAAUAUGAAUAAAUGCAGACAUACUACAACCAAGUAUAAUAUUUUUUAAUCAACUUAACUUUGUUUUUUAAACUAAGAUUUGUUGCAAAAAAGAUCUAUAAAUGUCCUCAGCUGAAAAAAUUACCACUUAACCCAUUUAAUACGUUUCGCCGCAGUGUGCGUCACCGCGAUUUCGGCAGUGUAUGUUUAGUCACUCUCUGCGUCACCACUGGUUUGUUUCAUUUUAUUAGUAUUCCAACUUUUCCAUUCAACUAUUUUAUUAUAUAGCUUAUCAAACUUUUAUUCAGAAGAGUUCAACUUCCUUUUUGUUGAAUUUCAAACCGAUUAACCCACGUUUUGUGUAUUUUGUGCUCGUUUUUUUUUCCACUUAAAAAUUUGUAAACAAAAAACAGCAGAUUGGAAUGGCUGCAUCGAAUAACGCUGCUAGUUCUAGUCGAUCAGGAUUUCGAUCUAUGACUGCCGAUGAGGCAAGUAAAUUGAUUUGCUUGGAUGAUUCAAGUUCAAAUGACGAUAAAUCUGACGACAGUGAUAGUGAUUACGCAAAUUUAUUAUUUGAGGAAACUAGUGAUGAGGAAUAUAUUCCGACUACAAAGAGACAAAAAUUAUCCAUUGGAAAAGGGAAAGGAAAAAAAAAAAAUCAACACCAACUAGUCCUAGUUCAAGUUCUACUGAUUCUGUGGCUUCAAUUUCAAAGCAUAAUUCAUCUUCAUCUAAGACUAGUCAAUCUACUAGUUCAAAUUAUUUCCCUACAGAGACAGAGUGGUCCGAAGUCCUAACAGGAUAAACUGAAAACAAUUUCCGAUUUCAUCCCCUUAGAAAUCCUGGAGUUUGCCCUAAACUUCAAAACAUUGUAAACCCUACACCUAUUAACUUUUUCAAUGAACUAUUUGAUGAUAAUGUUAAAACUUACAUUGUUGAAUCUAUAAAUGACAGUGCUAAAAAGAAAGUUCACAUGAACACACCUGCACUUAGACGCUCUGUCUUUAGUCGAUGGGUGGACAUAUCAAGGCAGGAGCUAGACAAAUUUAUUGCUGUUCUCAUCUACAUGGGGAUUUAUAAAAGGCCAGCUAUUUCUGAUUAUUGGUCCAUGUCUGCUGAAUCCUAUAUUCCAUGGAUACACCAUGUAUUCAACAGACAGAGAUUUCAGGAUAUCUAUCACUCCAUGCUACACUGUGGGGAUGAAAAUUCCGAAGGGAAAGAUAAAAUUGAACCAUUUAUGAACUUACUCUUGAAUAAGUUUAGAAAUGCAUUCUACCCUUUUCAGAAACUUAGCAUAGAUGAAAUGGUAAAAGGCUUCAAGGGCAGAUGGCAAUUCAAACAAUAUAAUGCCACUAAGCCUAGCAAAUAUCAUAUAAAGACAAUUGGCCUGUGUGAUUCCUCAACGGGUUAUGUUGUUGAUAUUUUGACCUAUUUUGGGGCCAAUACCUCCUGUAACCCAGAAACAGAUAAAGAUAGAGGACAGGCUGUGCAAGUUUUUCAUACUUUACUGCAGCAUGUGGGUACUGGACACAAAAUUUUUGCUGACAGAUAUUAUACGUCAAGAAAACUUGUUGACUACCUUCUUGCCAAAAACCAAUACUACACAGGAACACUGAAUAUCAACCACAUUGGAUUUCCAUUGGACAUAAAAUCUUUAUAAACCAACCAAAACAAGAGCAUGCUCUGUGUUGCUUUCAGGGAUAAAAAGGCCAAAAAAAUAAGUCAUAUUGGUGUCCACAGAUGCUAGGGUACAAGUUACCGAAAUGAAAAAAAUGGAUAAACCGGAAAUGAUAGACAUUUACAAUCACAAAAUGAAUGGUUGCGAUAAGCUAGACCAAAAAGUAACAUAUUACUAUGUUUAUGAGCGAAAAACAUUGAAAUGGUGGGAAAAGAUUUUUUUCUGGCUGUUGGAAAUCACCCAGGUGAACUCAAUUUUGUUUUUACUCUGCCAAUCAGCAGAUGUAAUCAGAGUCAAAAUGAGUCUCAAACAGUACAAACUUUUGUUGAUGAGUCAGCUAACUGAGGAAGUAGCAUUAAAUCAAGUAGUAAAAGCACCAGGAAAGGGUCCAGAGACCGGAUGCCUAGAAAAGUCUAAUGAUGCACAGCACAUUGUGGAUUACGAUGAACGGGACCGAUUUUGCGCAUAUUGCUCAACUGCAACAAAGCGAGUACCCACACAUUUCUAUUGCACUGGUUGUGAAGCCAAACCCCAUCUCCAUCCUUAAGGAUGCUUCAAGGUCUUUAAUUUAAAAUAUAGCUUCAUUUGUGUAUAUAUUUAGUAAAUAUGUGAAAUAUGUGUAUUAUUUGAGUAUAACUAUUUUUGUUGAAUUUAAAAAAAAUAAUUUUUUAACACGUGUCUUGGGAAAGAAAUUCAUAACUUUACAAUUUCUGGAGCUACUGCAAUGAAACUUUCCAGUUGUUUUUGAUAUAUCAUAAGACUCAUUUAAAAAAAAAUAUGAAAUUGAUUGGAUUGUUACCUGAUUUCUGAGCUGGUGAGUAAAGAAAAAAAAUUUUUUUAAUAAUUUUUUACAUUAAACCUGCAAUUAUACCCCCCAAAAUUUUCUUUGGGAAAUUUUUUAUCACUUAAUUAUACUAGAAACAUAUUCCUGUUUCAAUGACCUACAUUUGGAUAUGCAGCAUGGUAUAAUUUUGAAAAAUAGCAUAACGGAGCUUUUCAAUUUAAAAUGAUCACGUCAAAUAGAAUUUUAUACUCAAAAUUUUACUGCGUUCCCUUAAAAAUUUGUGACGUAUUGAAUGGGUUAAGCCAGUUUAAAAAACAGAUAAAUCUAGAUAUACCCAAAGAGUGUGAAAAUGAAAAAGUAUUUUGCAAUGUAGGCAGCUUCAAAGCUCAAAAUUAUCAUUAGCAUGAUUUCUUUCCUCAAAUUUAGACGUUUUUCAUUUUUAACCUUUUUAUCCAUUUUGGCACGUAAAAACUAAUAACUAAAAUCUUAACUCUUUUUUUUUGCGGAAUUUUUUUAUCGAAAAAAUGUACAUUUCUUUCGAAGAGCAGAAGAGUGAGAAGUUGGGUUUAUUAAAAAAUAUUUAAAAUAUUAUUCUUAGGUUUAUAAGACUAAACUUGGUAUCAAAUGAAAGAUGAUUGAAUGGACUAUAUGUUUGUAAACUUAUUUCUUCAGUUUAAAUAAAAUAAGUUACAGAAAAGAACCAUAAAACGUGGGGGGAAAUUUAUGCUAAACAAUUUUUUCCCAAAACCCUAUCAUCUUCACUUCUAUAACUCAAAUCCUCUAAAACUUACUACUAUCAGAAUCAUGUGAUGGAUCUUAAAAUACAAAACACCACUUUGUUUAUGAUUUGUUUAAGGUGUCCCUGAUAAUUUGAUAAUUACUUGUUAUGCUUAAUAGCAACAUUAUUUCCAUAUUUAUCUAUUUAAAUGGUUUGUUUCUAGGUAGUGAAAGAACUCUGGUUUUUGUAGAGAUGAAAAGAAAUGCAGACUUUCUUGCAUCUUUCUUAUGUCAGUCAGGUUUUCCAACAACAAGUAUUCAUGGGUAUGUACAAAGAAAUUUUACCACCAGAAAGCAGAAUAUAUAUUUGUGACCACCGAUCUUCAUAUUAUUGCAGUUUUAUUAAAUGCUACCUUUGUAAAAGUCAUACAUAGGGGAGACAGUUCAUCGUUUUGGAGACUGUUUUAGAGAAUACCUCUACAUCAAUAAACAAGCCCUUACUUCUGAUUCUAAACAUUUCAGUAGUGUUAACCAUAGUGGAAUAUUGGACAUGGCAGUUACUGGUAUAUUUUAUGCGAGUAAUAAUUCUGAUAGAAUUAAUAUGGAAAAUAAUUUAAUAAAAAGAUUUGGUGUGUUGACUCCUCACAGUAUAAAACAUCUUCACAAUUUUACUCGGCUACAAUGUCUUUUUCCUGUUUGGCUUUUAAAUUAGGCUUCCACCCACUUUUUUCUGAUCAUUUGAGCUUUGUCUUCUUCGUUAAAGACUUUUGCCGAUUCUUAUUUUCUAUUAUUUAAUAUUUAGGUAAAGGUAGGAGAUAUAUAUAUUAUUUAAAUUAUACAUAUAUGAAUGUUUCUAGUUAUAUUAAUGAAGGCAUUUGCCGAAAAAUUUAAAUUUGUAUUGUGUGUAACCAUAUAAAAUUUAACAUACAUUGUUUUAUUUAAACAAAUUGUUUGUGUCUCAUUAAUCUACUUAAAAGCUUUUUUGAAGUCCAACACUUUUAUAAUUAGUUUAUUAAAUGCUAGGUAUUUAGGAAAAAAGAAAUAUAACCUAUAUUAGUUUACCAUUUGGAUGGUCCUGUUAAAUGUUGAAUGUUCAGGUUUUUUGGGGGGUAACUAGGUAAUGAUGACACCAAUUAUUGUUCAUCAUAGAAAAGGGCAAGCCCUUGCAUUUUAACAUUCCAACUGAAACAAAUGGCAUUUACCUAGGAGAGAGAUCAAUAUAGUGUUAAAAAAUCUUGGCUAUUUUUGGUUGCUGCUGUUCUCCAAAUGAAAAUGACAUAAAGUCUUAUAGCUCCAAAAUAAAAAAUUGCUUUUCACAUUUCUAAGAUUAAACAAUGACCACAUUUUUUUUCUUGACUUUGCAGAGAUCGUCUGCAGAGGGAGAGAGAAGAAGCUCUAGUUGAUUUUAAAAGUGGGAAAUCUUAUGUUUUGGUGGCCACAUCCGUAGCAGCACGUGGUCUUGAUAUCCCAGGUGUCAUGCAUGUGGUCAAUUAUGAUCUGCCAUCUUCAAUAGAUGAAUAUGUUCACCGCAUUGGAAGAACAGGACGUUGUGGCAACCUUGGCAAAGCAACAAGUUUUUUUAAUGCUGACACUGACCUUCCAAUGGCAGCACAUUUGGUCAGAAUAUUGAAAGAGGUAUGUUUUUAUAUAUUUUUUUAUGUAACCCAUUCUCACUUAAUUUAAAUGUGUGAACAAGGGGAAGGAUCUCCAAUUUUCAUUUUAACUAUUUUCAAGUUCCUAAAUAUCAAUUACUUAUUACAAACUAAAGAUAAAUGCAUGCUGACAUAUUAAAGGUACUGGUAUUUUACAACUGCAAGAGUGGAUAUGACAUGGACUUGAUUAACAGAAUGUUAAUGAUAGUAUUGAUUAACCCUUUACAGUCCGAUGCGCCCGAAAUGCGCCGAUUUUUUCCUUAAGCGUACAGUCCGUUGCGGCCAAAACCGCCCGUUUCGAGGUUGUUUACUUUCGUUCUUAGCACAGCGGAAAUACAUUGCUCAUUACUAUUAAUAGUUCUACCGGAAGAAAGCCUCGUUUCUGCCAUUAUUUUUAAUACCAACUUGAACGUGGUGCGCUUAGGGGCUCAUUUUCUAUGAUUUUUUGAAAAGUUGUGAUUUUUCGCUUAAAAAAAAAAUGGCUUUCCAAGCAAUGGAUAAAAUUUUGAAAGAGCUUAGGUCUAAUGAAGCUUCAUUAUUUCAUGAUUCCAGCAGUGAUAGUUAAGAAUCGGAUAUAGACAUUAAUGUAAAUGACGCUACUAGUGAUAGUGAUUCAAGUGGAGAAGAUAAUAGUAGUGACAUCGAUGAAAAUGGACCUAUAAUAACUACAAAUGAUCACACAGAUCAGGAAUGGUCUGCAAAUUUUUCAAGCAUCGAAUUGUUCCCAUUCACAGAGCAAUCAGGCCCUAAGCAUAAUUUGCCUGAGGAUGCAGUUGCCUAUGAUUAUUUUUCUUUGUUUAUCCCUGAUAGUUUCUACCAACACGUGUCAGAACAAACAAAUUUAUAUGCAAUCCAGAGUGCAACAAAGUGUGGUAAAAAAGACUCUUACUGGCACCCAGUUUGCUCCAAUGAGAUCAAGAAGUUUUUUUAUAUAAAUAUAAUGUUUGGGAUCCACCACAUGCCAGAAGUUGACUCAUACUGGUCUCUAGACCAAAGACUUAGAGUUCCAGCCGUAGCUGACAUUAUGGGUAAAAACCGAUAUAAGAAAAUAAGUCAAUAUUUGCAUCUAAAUGACAACAACAAUGCUGUUGCUAAGGGACAGCCAGGCUACGAUCCUCUAUUUAAAAUUAGACCCCUUCUGGACAUUAUAAUAAAAAACAGCCAGGAAAAUUAUUACCCAGGAAAGGAACUGAGCAUUGAUGAGGCUAUGAUAAGCUUCAAUGGGAGAUUGUUUUUCAAACAAUACAUAAAAGCCAAACCGACUCCAUGGGGCAUCAAAGUUUGGUGCAUAGCUGACCCCCGCAAUGGGUACAUGUGUAAUUUUAAAUUUUACACCGGCAAAGUAAAUGACCCAAUGCCACAUGGCAUAGGCCACCAUGUCAUCUUUACUGUGGGAGGACCAUAUUUAGAAAAGGGACACCAUUUUUACUUUGACAAUUAUUUUUCAAGUGUCAAACUUGCUGAGGAUUUGCUGAAUGUGAACACUCAUUGUUGUGCAACAAUCCGCACCAACAGGAAGGGGUGGCCACUACGCGCAGAAAAGAUGAAAGGUGGUGAUGUAAGAUGUUUGCAGAAAGGCAGGUUGCUGGCAACAACUUGGUGUGACAAGAGACAAGUGUCCAUUCUGUGCACCAAUACAGAGAGUGGUGUGGAAACUGUAAGUAGAAAAUCAAAGGAAGGGCCCAGAGAUGUUACUAUUCCUCAGCCCAUCCUCACCUACAACAGGCAUAUGGGUGGUGUGGAUUUGGCUGACCAGUACAGAUCCUACUACCCUGUAGGGAGAAAAUCCAAAAAAUGGUGGAGGUAUGGUCUUUGGUUCCUAAUACAAGUAGGAAUAAUCAACGCCUUCACUAUUAUGAAGGAGACCAUGAAACCCUCCACUCCCAAAAGAAAUAAUCCAGCCUCCAAUCAUCUCCAUUUCCGCCUAGACUUACUAUCAGGAAUGCUAAACUCCGUAGCUCAGCAGCUAAAGAGAAACACUGAUAUAGUUUCUGUUGCAGCAACAGCGCAGCCGUCAUCCUAUAAGCACGAGCAGAUGAGACUUUCUGGAAGGAAAAAGACGUGCCACUUCUGCAGCAAGACCGGCAAAAAAAACAAUAGUGGAAGAGCCCCAGAAACUGUUUUUGGGUGCAAUUUUUGCCACAUUCACCUCUGUAAGGGUGUGUGCUUUGCAGAGUUUCAUCAGAGACUAUAAGAUAGAAUAUAAUUUGAUUGACAGAGGACAACAUGCAGAAUUUAAAAAAAAAAAUUUAAAAUAUUUUUUUCUGGAUUUUUUAAUAGUCAAACUAUUUUGAUUUCACCUUCACAAUGUCACCCACAACAAAGUAUGUCCAUUUAUCUGUUUUUAGGUAUUUUUUAUUUAAUUUUAUGAUGUUUAGUUUAUUUUCUGUGAAUUAAUUAAACAAAAAACCUUGAUUUAAAAUAGAGUUAUGUCCCUUUGCUUGGUCGCAGGGAGUAGAAAAGGCUGAAAAGGCUUGGACUGUAAAGGGUUAACGGAAUCAAAAUGUGGCUCGGAGAAUCAAGGGUACAUAAAAAAUUACCUGUACCACCAUUACCAGUUCAAAGGAAAAUAGCUAUAUGUUGAAUCUUGGGAUAGUCGGAGGGUUUAACUUUAGACAGUUGUAGUGGAAGAUAGUUGAAGAUGUAGUGUUCCUAGUGCUUUGCAUUUGACAAAUAGGGGUAGAAGCCCAUUCUGUAACCACUGCUUAUUAAAAUUAAUUUUCUUGACACAACCCUCUAUAAAUGUGUAUUUUAAAAAGUUAACUGAUCUCCAUACACAUUAAAGGUUAUUUAGCUGUCAACAUCUGUGAAAAGUAUCUUGUUUUUUCAUUCAAGGCUCGUCAACCAGUGCCAGACUGGCUUGAAAACCAUUCUAGCGGUAUGGCAUCUGGUGAUGCUGGCAGUUUUAGUGGUAAAUUUGGUGGUAAAGACAUUCGA